AUGCUCCACACAAAUGAACAGUUCUUCUUUUCACUUCACCAAGCUUCUGCCACUGAGACUACACCAACAGUCCAGUUCUACAAACUGUUGUCUAUAAUUACAGGCUGUUUGUGGCUGUUUGUGUGCUGCGUCAGGGCAAACCUCACCGCAUCGACUAUGAACAUCUCUGACGAGGACAGGGAUUGUAUCUCUGCCAGUCAGUUAAACCAAGAAAACAUCAUCUUUGCAACAUUUUACAUCCUCGUCUUCCUCUUCGCUGUCCCUGGGAAUGCUCUGGCACUGUGGGCCUUCUGUUGCCAGAAAUGCACGUCUCCAUCAAAGGUCUUCCUGAGGCACCUUUCUAUCGCAGACAUCUCCUACAUUCUCCUGUUACCCAUGCGUACACUGUACCAUCUUUUUAACAGCCACUGGCCACUUGGGCACAUCCUCUGUCAGUUAUCAGGCUUCCUUUUUUAUGUAAACAUGUAUUGCAGCAUCUAUUUGAUGAGCUUCAUCAGCCUGGACAGAUUCCUAGCAGUGGUUCUACCAAUAAAAUCGCAGUUAGUUCGAAAGGCAACAUAUGCAAAGAUAAUUGUUGGCAUAAUUUGGGUAAUGGUUAUUGUUUCAAUGAGUCCUAUUCUUUUUUCUCGAAAGAAUAUGGCCAAUAACGCAACAGGCGAUUGCACUACCCUGUACUUGGAAAAGACAUCUCCCAAAGCUCUGGUUUCCACGAUUGUGGCUUUUGUUAUUCCAUUCAGCACCAUUUUGGUUUCCUAUGUAUUGAUACUCUUAAAACUACAAGCAGUCAAACAAAAAGAAGCUCGACCGGUGAAGGACAAAGCCAUAAAAAUGAUCAUUCUUGUUUUGAUGAACUUCUGCUUUGCGUUCAUACCCUACCAUGUGAGCCGCGUAGUCUACAUUAUGAACCACAGCCACAGCUGUUCAACUAGAAUUGACUGUGAGUCACUGGGAAGAGCCAACCGGAUCACAUCUGCACUCACCUGCGUCAGCGCUGUCCUGGAUCCUGUCAUGUAUUUCUUCUUGAAUAGAACAUACAGAAACAAACUCCUACAGCUGUUCCGUGAAAGCAGAGGAGAAGAUUAAUGAUAUAAUGAUGAUGAUGAUGAUGAUGAUAAAAACUGUAUUUAUCACACGGACAAUAAAGUUUUCA
Molecule: messenger RNA, 1150 nt
Organism: Betta splendens (Siamese fighting fish)
Lineage: Eukaryota; Metazoa; Chordata; Actinopteri; Anabantiformes; Osphronemidae
Product: uracil nucleotide/cysteinyl leukotriene receptor
Exons: 2
Coding region: 1-1083 (360 amino acids)
Biological process (GO): phospholipase C-activating G protein-coupled receptor signaling pathway; positive regulation of Rho protein signal transduction
Cellular component (GO): membrane
Molecular function (GO): G protein-coupled receptor activity
Source: RefSeq, a predicted model, not a curated record